ACUUACGUCUGCGCACGGAGUCUCCCGCGUGGGAGAAGUUACCACGGCAGCGCAUCACUGCUCGCGAAAUGGAUGAGAAAGUUGAAAAUAUGUAUGUGUUCGCUCCGUACGUAGUUUUCGAGCAUGAAGCGGACGGACCGGAGCGUCCGAAGGCACGAAGUGGCCAUCGUAUCGCCUGCGACCAUCGGAAUCUUUAUUCGUAUGGAGGUUUCAAUCCAUGUGUAUCUGACACCGAUCCAGAUAUGCGCGACGACCCAACGUGGAUCAUCAGCAAGCCGUUGUUCAAAGAACUAUGGCGAUUCAACCUGGCAAGUGAACGUUGGCGGCGAUUACCUGCCCAAGAAACUAUGCCGAACGAACUAGCCUCGACCGCUAUGAUCUUACGUGGUAAGACACUUAUGGUGUACGGUGGUACAGGUGUGCCAUUUGGUGAGAGUUGUAGCAAUCAAUUGUACAUUUGCAAUGUGGAGGAUGGUGUGAUGAAACCGGUACUAGCUUGUGGUGAUCUACCUGAGCCUCAGUAUGGACAGGCACUGAUAUGUUACGGUUGUUAUCUAUAUACUGUUGGUGGUACCACUGGUUAUGAAUAUACCUGUGACAUCCAUCGCUUUGACCUCAGAAUCGGCAUCUGGCAAGCAGUAUACAUUUGUUUGGGCAGAGACUCAUUAGAACCACCUGGUAGAUAUCGCCAUGAACUAGCAUGUGAUGGUGAGAUGAUCUACAUCUUGGGUGGUGGUACUUCCAUGGAUGCCUUUGGGUUUUCAGAAAUCCCAGCGUUCAAUCUGCGGUCCAAUAAGUGGGAAAUAUUGAGCACACAUGGUGAUAAUGAUGACAACACAGUACCAGCGCCAAGACGCUGUCAUGGUUCUGUUCAGUAUACAGAUGAGAAGACUGGUGCUACCAUAGUUGUUAUAUCAGGUGGUUAUGACGGCGAUCGCGUCUUCUCUGAUGUUUGGCGACUGGACCUUAGUACGUUACAGUGGACAUGUUUAAGGACAUGCAUCCUGCCAUGUCCAUUGUAUUUCCAUUCAGCAGCACUCACCCCAGAAGGUCGUAUGUACAUAUUUGGUGGUAUUAUCAAGGAGAACAAUACGAUACAAAGGACAAAUGCGGUUUUAUCCGUCUGGCUAACGAUCCCGAAGCUAUCAGAAAUAUGUUGGCAAGCAUUAAAUCAUUAUUGUUUGGACUUACGAAAUAGAUCGCCGGACGAAUUACUGCGCAUCGGAAUACCUUUGAAAUUCGUGCAAAGACUUGAUUUCUACGACUUGUGAACAACGUGACCAACAGUUUUCUCAGUCCUUCCUUGACUCUUCAGCUUCUCUAAAGCUUGCUAUAUACUUUAAAGCAGGGAUUCUUAACCUGAAAUUUUGGAUUUCAGAAAAUCAGAUUUCUACGGCAUUCAUGAAUAUAUUUUAGGAAAUCCGUGAAAUUAUAAAUAAGAAAAAGAUUAUGAUUUUAUCUUCGCUAGCCUCUAAUAGAAUCUAGCAAGUACUUUUUUUUUAUUUUAUUUUGGUAACUUUUAAGGAGAUGCCAAAAUGUGUUGAUAAUGUUGAAAUGAUUAACAAAACGUCAAAUAAACAUAGACACACGAUCAGACUAUCUUUUUCGUAUUUCUUAUACAUAUAAAUCUUAUAUAAAUGUAUGCUACUAUGUUUUACUAAGUAUGCUAAAAUAAAUCAACACACAUUUAUAUAAGAUCUAUAUGAUCAUAUAUGAGAAAUACAGAAAAGGUAACAUGGUUGGCUAUUUGUUCCUGUUAUUAACAUUUUUGGAAUUCGUU
Messenger RNA from Harpegnathos saltator (Jerdon's jumping ant), 1780 nucleotides. It is a transcript of the gene slim, whose product is annotated as scruin like at the midline. NCBI's taxonomy places the organism in Eukaryota, Metazoa, Arthropoda, Insecta, Hymenoptera, Formicidae. The transcript is spliced from 4 exons. The record is from RefSeq and is a predicted model, not a curated record. The coding region runs from base 69 to 1271 and encodes 400 amino acids. Gene Ontology annotation, biological process: positive regulation of stress-activated MAPK cascade. Gene Ontology annotation, molecular function: protein binding.